AUGGAUACUCUCACAGCAUCCGUGUCAUCCUUCAACCUCCCUUCUCUCCCUCCACAACCGCAACCACCGCUUAGAUCCAUCUCCCGCCGCUUUAAAUCCACCGUCAACGCAACCGCUUCUGCUGCAUCUACCAACCUCUCAAGACCUACUUCAUCUUCAUACUCCCACAACAAAAACUCUACUUUCCCCAGUGGAAUCUCGCCACCGCUUCCGAAAGCUGAACCCUCGAGAGCUCCAUCGCCUCCGUCUCCUCCGGUGCACGAGAAGGCGGCGUCUGGAUUUGCUGCUGCGCUCGUUAGCGUUUGUCAAUCGAAGAAUUGUCUUGGUCGGACUCAAGAAGAUGUCAGAAGGUUGAUGGAGUUUCUUGUGGGAGAAGAGAAGAAGAGGAACAACAAGGUCUUAGUCAAUGACGUUGUUGAGAGAGGCAAAUUCGGUAAACACUUGAAGGGCUUGGUCAAGAUGUUGGUUACAAGAGGUAAAUCAGGGAUUUUGACUGAUGUUUUAAUGGAGUUUGAGAGAAUCUGUAAUGAAUUGGUUGUUGUUGGUAAGACAAAACUUGUCUGGGUUACUUGA
Molecule: messenger RNA, 573 nt
Organism: Thlaspi arvense
Lineage: Eukaryota; Viridiplantae; Streptophyta; Magnoliopsida; Brassicales; Brassicaceae
Source: the annotation of a GenBank genome assembly